This is a messenger RNA of Gregarina niphandrodes, 933 nucleotides long. RefSeq names its product putative poly [ADP-ribose] polymerase. The transcript is spliced from 2 exons. Gene Ontology annotation, molecular function: zinc ion binding; DNA binding. NCBI's taxonomy places the organism in Eukaryota, Apicomplexa, Conoidasida, Eugregarinorida, Gregarinidae. The record is from RefSeq and is a predicted model, not a curated record. The coding region runs from base 1 to 933 and encodes 310 amino acids.
AUGUUCCAUUACACGGUGGAGUUGGCCCGGUCGGGACAAGCCAAGUGUCGAGGUUGUGGGUCGGGUAUAGCGAAGGAUAGUCCACGUUUGGGUGUUCAACAGGAGCUAGCGGAGGAGGCUAAGGAGGGUAUGUCAGAUGCUGCUCGUCGUGCAUCAGAGUCAACCAAAUGGUAUCAUUAUGAGCCAACAUGUGUACGUAUGUUGCGAAAGUCAGCUUCUUGGUGGAGUUCUAACUCACCGGAUCCUGAUACUGAUGUAACAGUUGUGAACGAUAUAGUUACGACCGAAGACCUCAAAGCCUUCUUUGAAGAUGUAUUAGAGGCAGCACAAUCCAACGCCGCUCCACGAGCUUUGACUCCAGCACCGACAGUUGGCAAAGCAGUUAAGAAAGAUGAGAUUAAAAAGAAGCGUGCCAAGAAGGAAGAUGACGACCUGGAUAGCGCAGAAGAAGAAGAAGAUACCGCCACACCACCCACUAGCGAAGACGAAGAUGCCGUACAAGAUAAAGUCAAAAAACCAACCACCUCAAGAAAAAGAAGCGCUCCAGCCGGCACCGCUGGAGACAGCCCAAAAAGAGCAAAACCGGCACCUAUAGACGUCGACGCCUACAACGGAGGGGUACUGCCCGAAGACCAGGUCCAACAAAUCAAAGAAGUCAUGACCGAAAUCAAAUCCAAAACCAACAACGUUCUCCAGGCAUCCCUCCGUGCUAAUAAACAGAAAAUAUCUGGGCGAAAGGAAGACCUUGUCAUCAGAGUCGCAGAAUGCACCGUCCUUGGCGCACUACCCAAAUGCCCGGAAUGCAAGAAGGCUGUUUUGUACUACGACCGCCACAGCGGCGAGUACUCCUGCCCCGGUUCAUUUGGAGAUGAGGUGAAGUGCGCGUUCAAGUCGUUCGAGGUGGAGCGGAAUGAUUGGGAAGAGCCGAACUAG